Messenger RNA from Anoplophora glabripennis (Asian longhorned beetle), 1074 nucleotides. RefSeq names its product E3 SUMO-protein ligase RanBP2-like. The transcript is spliced from 5 exons. Gene Ontology annotation, molecular function: peptidyl-prolyl cis-trans isomerase activity. Bases 1 to 1074 code for a protein of 357 amino acids. Gene Ontology annotation, biological process: protein peptidyl-prolyl isomerization. Lineage: Eukaryota; Metazoa; Arthropoda; Insecta; Coleoptera; Cerambycidae. The record is from RefSeq and is a predicted model, not a curated record.
AUGGGGAAGAAAGUAAGAAAGUUCAAACCCUUUAAACAGUACCGCUUCUUAGUGGGGGCCGUAUCAAAGCCUUACUGUGUUGCUGAUCUAAAAGAGUUCAAUAAGCACCGAUAUAAAGUAUUUACCGCUACCCCUUGUAUAGACAACAAGCCUUUGAGAAUGCAUCCCGCUAAUUAUUUAAAAAAAGGGAAAAUAUUAGACGACGUAUUGAGACUGAAGCAAGUAGAUAAAGAAAACAAGGAUUUACUCAAAAGAAUAAAUGUAAUUAACAGGAAAGGGGGUAUCAUUGAUUGCUACAAUCCACUGGCUUAUAGAAGAACUGAUAAUUGGCGGACUUUCUACAAAAAACUGAAAUUGAUCGAUGCAGAGAAUAAGGUGAUAUACAAACUGAUAACGAAAGUGCACAGCCAUUAUGCCAAAGAAGACUUGAAUAAACAUUGGCACAAAACUCUUGAGAAAAUGAAACAUUCCUGCAAAAUGCCAUAUAACAUUUUGGAUAAAGUGAGCAUUGACGAAACCCUUAAGGCUUGCCCUUCGAUAAGUGAAGGUCUUGAAAAAGGCAAUGUUGACAGGCCCCUAUGUUUUUUGGAAUUUCAAGAAAAAGAAGGCAGACCUGUUGGUCGAAUUGUAGUGGAAUUAUAUUACGAUCAUGUUCCUGUUACUGUACAGAAUUUCUUAGAAAUUUGUAAUGGGGAGAAAUUAACUUACAAAAAUUGCUUAGUUCAUAGAAUAGUUAAAGGGAAAUUUUUGGAAACGGGGGAUAUUACAAAGGGUAACGGUAGAGGAGGUUUUUCAAUUUAUGGUGAAACUUUUCAUGAAGAAAAUCAUAUGUUGAAGCAUACUAGAGCUGGAAUCCUUUCUAUGAAAAGGAUAGGUAUGUCUGAGAAUAAUUCACAAUUUUGUAUUACAUUUACAAAAAUGGAACAAUUAGAUCACAACAAUGUAGUGUUCGGUAAAGUAGUAAAAGGCAAUGACACAUUGUUCAAGAUUGAAGCUUAUGGGCGAAAAAUUGGGAAGCCCUACGCUGAAAUAAUUAUUUCAAAAUGUGGGCAACUGCCUCUUCCUUCUAACUAA